AUGGCGACGGCGGCGACUGAGGGGGGCGGGGAGCCCCGGGGAGCUGAUGGGGUCUGCCUGGGGGUCCCGGGGGAAGUGGAGGUAGUAAAGGGGCAGCCGUUCGACGUGGGCCCUCGCUACUCGCAGCUGCAGUACAUCGGCGAGGGCGCGUACGGCAUGGUCAGCUCAGCUUAUGACCACGUGCGCAAGAUUCGUGUGGCCAUCAAGAAGAUCAGCCCCUUUGAGCAUCAGACCUACUGCCAGCGCACGCUGCGGGAGAUCCAGAUCUUGCUACGCUUCCGCCAUGAGAAUGUCAUUGGCAUCCGAGACAUUCUGCGGGCACCCACCCUGGAAGCAAUGCGGGACGUCUACAUUGUACAGGACCUGAUGGAGACAGACCUAUACAAGUUGCUCAAAAGCCAGCAGCUGAGCAAUGACCAUGUCUGCUACUUCCUCUACCAGAUCCUGCGGGGCCUCAAAUAUAUCCACUCUGCCAAUGUGCUGCACCGAGACCUAAAGCCCUCCAACCUGCUCAUCAACACCACCUGUGACCUUAAGAUCUGUGAUUUUGGCCUGGCCCGGAUUGCCGAUCCUGAGCACGACCACACCGGGUUCUUGACAGAGUACGUGGCUACACGCUGGUACCGGGCACCAGAGAUCAUGCUCAACUCCAAGGGCUAUACCAAGUCCAUCGACAUCUGGUCUGUGGGUUGCAUCCUGGCUGAGAUGCUCUCCAACCGGCCCAUCUUCCCUGGCAAGCACUACCUGGACCAGCUCAACCACAUUCUGAGUAUUCUGGGCUCCCCAUCCCAGGAAGACCUGAAUUGUAUCAUCAACAUGAAGGCCCGAAACUACCUACAGUCUCUGCCUGCCAAGACCAAGGUGGCCUGGGCCAAGCUCUUUCCCAAGUCAGACCCCAAAGCGCUUGAACUGCUGGACCGGAUGUUGACCUUUAACCCAAACAAACGGAUCACAGUAGAGGAAGCACUGGCCCACCCCUACCUGGAGCAGUACUAUGACCCCACAGAUGAGCCGGUGGCCGAGGAACCCUUCACCUUUGACAUGGAGCUGGAUGAUCUACCCAAGGAGCGACUGAAGGCACUCAUCUUUCAGGAGACAGCCCGCUUCCAGCCUGAGGCACUAGAAGCCACUUAAACUGGACAGAUGCCCCUGCUCCCUGGGGCUUGGCCCUGCCACCUGCCUGCCCCUCCCCUGCUGGACUCUUAGAAAAUGGACACUGCCCAGCCCAGACCCUGGCAGCCCCGGCCAGGGCAGAGGGCGGGCCUGGCCACCUCUCCCUGUGCUUGGACUUCCUGCUUCAGGCAGACCAAGACCUUUUUCCCUUUCUCCCUUUUUCCCCCCCAGGGCCUGAGGGACUCAGGUAACCCCAAAGCAAACUGCCCUCCACCUUGCUCUGCCUGCACUUACCCCAGCUAUCUCAGUCUCUGGUAGUUCUGGAAUCAGGGGGACCUGACUGCCCCCAGCACUUACUAAGGGGUGGCGAGGGGGUGGGGGCACUGAGUAGGGACUUCUGGCUAGCCUUGCUCCACUCACCUCAUCAAAACCCCACCCCGUUUUCCCUGAGGAACAUUCCUAAGUCUCAAGGGCUAGUAUCCCUGAGGAGCAGGGCCCAGGCCUCAGCCCCCUCCCCCGCAAAGCUGCCACAUUUAACGCCCUGCUGCUUCUGUGUGUGGGUGAUCAGAAGUGGAGGUGGGGGCACAUGGCGAGCCCGGUGCCCCCUGCCCACCUCCCUGUGCCUGUAUCUAAUAUAUAAAUAUAGAGAUGUGUACACGGAU
Loxodonta africana (African savanna elephant) is the source of this 1775-nucleotide messenger RNA. It is a transcript of the gene MAPK3, whose product is annotated as mitogen-activated protein kinase 3. Gene Ontology annotation, biological process: protein phosphorylation; intracellular signal transduction. NCBI's taxonomy places the organism in Eukaryota, Metazoa, Chordata, Mammalia, Proboscidea, Elephantidae. Gene Ontology annotation, cellular component: cytoplasm; nucleus. The transcript has 9 exons. The coding region runs from base 1 to 1134 and encodes 377 amino acids. The record is from RefSeq and is a predicted model, not a curated record. Gene Ontology annotation, molecular function: ATP binding; MAP kinase activity.